Messenger RNA from Penicillium samsonianum, 1011 nucleotides. RefSeq names its product Short-chain dehydrogenase/reductase SDR. The transcript is spliced from 2 exons. Gene Ontology annotation, cellular component: mitochondrial outer membrane; endoplasmic reticulum membrane; lipid droplet. Lineage: Eukaryota; Fungi; Ascomycota; Eurotiomycetes; Eurotiales; Aspergillaceae. The record is from RefSeq and is a predicted model, not a curated record. Gene Ontology annotation, molecular function: 3-beta-hydroxysteroid 3-dehydrogenase (NADP+) activity. The coding region runs from base 1 to 1011 and encodes 336 amino acids.
AUGAUAGGCACAGUGAUUAUUACCGGUGCAACCGGCUCUCUCGCGCUUGAAGCUGUGCAACAACUUCUGUCAUCGCAUCCCUCGUUGACCAUUGUUGGCACUGUCCGAAAUGCAACAAAAUCCCCCCAAAGCCCUCAUUUACUUCGACUGGAAGAGGUUGCGCAUCAGUUUCCUUCUAGCAAGCUCCUAAUCGAAAGCGUGGAUCUGAACUCAACUUCAGAAGUACGAGCAUUCUCGAACAAAAUUGCUGGCCUAGUGGAAUCUAACGAACUUCCACCCAUUUCCGCUAUCAUCUGCAAUGCGUUUACAUGGUCACUAAACGGUCAGCAAUUUUCCAAAGAUCUGUUGGAGUCUACGUUCCAAGUCAAUCAUCUUUCGCAUUUUUUACUGGUUCUCAAACUUCUGCGAAGCAUGGAUCCCGAGACGGGUCGAGUGGUCAUGCUUAGCUCUGAAGUUCACGAUCCUGAACGCUCCAAUGCUCUUUCCAAACUGGGUGCAGAACUUCCCUCUACCGAGAAUCUCGAUGCAUUGAUCCAUCCUGGCCCAGAUGAGGUUGGAACAGAACAUGAUAUGGGCUGGCGACGAUACGGAAACAGCAAACUGGCCAAUGUCAUGUUUAUGCAGAGUUUAAACCAACGACUUCAACAGAAUCCGGAAUUCAGCAAGAUUACUGUGACUGCUAUGGACCCAGGUGGUCUUGUGAACUCCCGGGCCCAUGUGGCUCAGCGUUUGAUCGCUCGUAUCUUAUUUGGGCUGUUCGCGCUUUUACUUCCGGUAAUCAAGCUUUUUACCUACAAGCUUCGGUCAAAUUCAGACUCAGCCCGAGAUGUUCUAGCGUUGGCUUUGUCCCCUGAGUACGCAUUGGUGAGGGGCCAUUUCAAUGGAAGGAAGCCUCAACCCCCUGCACGUGUAAGCGAGGACGAGGCAAAAUGUGAGGCUAUGUGGGUGGCUUGUUGGAACUGGGUUGAUAUCAAAGAAGGCGAGACCUGUGUUCCCAAAUGUCACCCCUGA